UUAUAUGGCGCGAGGUACAAAUUUGGCGCGGAAAUCUAUGAAGUGAAGUUUUUGGAAAAUGAGUAAGAAAUCCGAAGAAGAAGCGUCUCAAGCGGUGUUGGCGUAUCUUACCAAACAGAACCGACCUUAUAGUGCAAUUGAUAUUUUCUCGAAUCUGCACAAAGAGUAUGGAAAAACGGCAGUACAAAGGAGUUUAGAAAAACUUGCUAGUGAAGGCACUAUCACUGAGAAGAUUAAUGGGAAGCAGAAGGCAUAUGCACCUAAACAGGACCAGUUUGGAGACUAUGAUGAAAAUGAGAUCAAGAAAAUUGAUUCACAAAUCAGUGCAUGCUCAGAGAAAUUGAAGAAGUUACAAGAAACAUUGAAAACUCAAGAGUCAGAGCUGCGCAAUGUUAACAGUACACUUACAACCAAAGAUGCCAAGACCAAACUAUCAGAGCUGACUCAAAAGUGUGACAAAUACCAGGAAAGACUCAAGAAUAUUAAGUCUACAACAAAGCAUGUUACUCCAGAGGAAAAAGAUAAGAUCUAUAAGGAUCACAAGCAGUAUGUCCAGAUGUGGAAAAAGAGGAAGCGAUUGGCAACAGACAUUUUAAAUGGCAUUUUGGAAGGUUAUCCCAAACCCAAGAAACAGCUUAUUGAGGACAUUGGUAUUGAAACAGAUGAAGAGUAUGGUGCUGUAAUCCCAGGCUGUUAAAGGCUUUUUUCUAUAUGUAUUAAAUGAUUUAUUUUCUGAUGGCAGUCCAGGUCAAUAUGAUGAAUAUAUUUAGUCAGUGCGUAGUUUCUUCCAAUGCUUUACCU
Messenger RNA from Pocillopora damicornis (cauliflower coral), 801 nucleotides. RefSeq names its product homologous-pairing protein 2 homolog. NCBI's taxonomy places the organism in Eukaryota, Metazoa, Cnidaria, Anthozoa, Scleractinia, Pocilloporidae. Gene Ontology annotation, biological process: meiotic joint molecule formation; homologous chromosome pairing at meiosis; meiotic strand invasion involved in reciprocal meiotic recombination. Gene Ontology annotation, molecular function: double-stranded DNA binding; recombinase activator activity. The record is from RefSeq and is a predicted model, not a curated record. Gene Ontology annotation, cellular component: condensed nuclear chromosome; DNA recombinase auxiliary factor complex.